Molecule: messenger RNA, 2646 nt
Organism: Botrytis deweyae
Lineage: Eukaryota; Fungi; Ascomycota; Leotiomycetes; Helotiales; Sclerotiniaceae
Exons: 2
Coding region: 270-2267 (665 amino acids)
Biological process (GO): fungal-type cell wall biogenesis; carbohydrate catabolic process
Molecular function (GO): mannan endo-1,6-alpha-mannosidase activity
Source: RefSeq, a predicted model, not a curated record
AUCUUCAACAAAUACAUUCACUCCCCCAUAUUUUGUCCUUCUUUUGACUUUGAAUGAUUCAUUCUUUGGCAUUGCAUAAUAUCUUGGAAACUAGGUCCCAAGAGUUAAGGUUCUUCCAAACUAUUUAUUCAGUACCCGUACUUAGCUAGCUACUUACUAAAUAAGUCGGAACAACUUUUUUCUUGAUCUUUCGACAGCUUGAUCUUGAUCCUCAUUUUUUUUCUCUCUCUCUCUUUCUCUCUCUCUCUCUUUACUUCACAAUCAACAAUAUGUUUCCCAAAAGUUUCUCAAGGAGCCUUCUCCUGGCAUUUUCUGUUUCUCAAUCCGUAUCUGGUCUCAAACUCGAUACCUCUGAUCCAACUUCAAUCAAAAAUGUAGCAGGCACCAUUGCAUAUGGCCUCAUGAAAUAUUAUACCGGCAAUGUCACCAAUACACCAGAUACCAUUGCGGUAUUGCCAGCGCCCUACUACUGGUGGGAGGCUGGUGCCAUGUGGGGAACCAUGCUCGAUUACUAUCACUAUACUGGGGAUGCUACCUACAAUGAUAUCACAACACAAGCUUUGGCAUCCCAAGCUGGCCCGCUCUUCGAUUACAUGAUGCCAAACCACCAAAAGGAUGAAGGAAAUGACGACCAAGCUUUUUGGGGAAUGUCUACCAUGUCUGCUGCAGAAAAGAAUUUCCCGGAGCCCUCCAACACGGGCGGAUUUACGUGGGUAGAAUUGACCGAGAAUCUGUGGAAUACCCAAGCUGCUCGCUGGGAUACCUCGGCUUGUGGUGGUGGAUUGAAAUGGCAGAUUUUCUCAUUCAAUAAUGGAUAUACAUAUAAAAACUCGGUUUCUAAUGGAGCUUUCUUUCAACUUUCGGCACGCCUUGCGCGCUAUACCGGAAACCAAACAUACGUCGAUUGGGCAGAAAAGGUUUAUGAUUGGACUACCAAGAUUGGAUUUAUUGAUUCAAAUUUCAACACUUUCGACGGUGCCGAUGAAUCCAAAGCUUGUACCAAUCCGAAUAAAAUUACCUGGAGUUACAACAAUGCCCUUUUCCUGUACGGAGCCGCUGUCAUGUACAACUACACCACCAGUUCCACUUGGCAAACACGAACCGAGGGUUUGUUAAAAGCCUCGUCCAAUUUCUUCACAUCCGAUAGUGUCAUGUACGAACAAGCAUGCGAAGAAGUAGCAACCUGCAACAAUGAUCAAUUUUCCUUCAAGGCGUAUCUCGCACGGUUCAUGUGGGCAACUACUCAAAUGGCACCUUUUACAAAAGCCACUAUCACGUCAUAUCUCACCAAAUCAGCAUCUGCAGCAGCUAGUAUUUGCGCUGGUGAUGCUAAUGCUUGUGGUACAAAAUGGUAUACGGGAUCGAAUGAUGCAAUCUUCGGCCCUGGACAACAGAUGAGUGCUCUGGAAGUCAUUCAAGGAUUACUUGUCUCUUCCGCCGCGCCACCAAUCGUCAAAGGCCAAGCAUUUGUUCAAUCAACUUCUUCUCCUUCGCCAGCUUCUUCCUCUUCGCCAGCCUCUUCAGCCUCUUCGUCUUCUUCAUCCGCCGUCAUUAGCACUAGCAGCAAAUCCAGUGUUUCAAGUCGCAGUAGUGUGAAAGCAACCACUAGUGCUACCAGCGCCGCAACAACUGAUCCAUCCACAGACGUAAUCGUGACCGAUACCAUCCUGGAAAGUACCACAGUUCCAUGCUCGACUAGUUCUUCUUCUACGGUAUACUCUUCCCCCGAAGUUCCCUCUUUCACCGCACAGCCUUCUACACUUACUUCGGAAGAAGUAAAAUCUUCCACUGCAGUCCCUUCGUCUACUUUGAAGUCAUCUUCUCCUAUCACUUCUUCUAAACCAAAGACUUCGACUUUUGCUGUUACAACCCCUGCGCCUGUUCUUGAUACCACAACUACAGUCAGUAUUCUCCACAGCACCACUGUAUCUUGCAACACAUCGGUAUAUGCCAACUCUACUGCUUGGUUUGCAUCAUCCUCGUUUUUGUCCAGUCGUCUUACAAUUGCUUCAUCGGCCCCUGUUCCUGUUACAUCUGCUCUGCCUGCGUCUUCUAAAUCUUCAACCGCCUUACUGAUUGAUACUACUACACAGCGAGCGCCUACCAUUUCGGGUACCGGUUCGAAAGGAACUAUGAGCUUAUCAACAACAGCUUCAGCCUCGGCGACCAAGGCCACAGUCACGGCGGCUGCUGGAAGAAAUAUGGACGUUUCGGGAUCGGGCUUACUGGCCGGUGUGCUUGGCUUGGGGCUUUUAUGGGCUGUUUAGGAAUAGUUUAAGAGGGUCGGGAUGGUGGCACGGUAUGUAAUAUAGAAUAGGGGAGUUGGGUGUACAAAGGGUAUAUGAUUGGAUUGGAACGGGAUUGUCAAAAGCUGUUUCUACUUUCUGUUUGACAGGCUUAUCUACGGCCAGAUUGUCCAGUUGAGCUUGAGGCAUUGAUCUGGUGGAGUUUUUGGUCAAAAUCAUACUGGUGUUUAUUUUGUGGUGGAUACAUACAUGGAUGGAUGAAUAAAUUGGAGAAGAUAAAAAUGAUUAUAAUCUGGGGUAGACUAAAAAAGCUUCUGGGAAGAUUUGUAAAAUAGAUACCCUGGAUCGAUAGAUAUCACAGAUAUAAAGGGAGGAACUAAUUUCAUUUCAAAUUGCUUGU